UGCCCAAACACUUGAAUGAUUGAAUAUAGCCCCAUCUUAGAUCCAAGUUGUUUUUGUUUAAAUUUCAAUCCAAUCCAUUGUCAAACUCAAGUGUAUUGCUGAAUAAAUUUUACGCAGUUUUUGAAGCAUUAUUUUCAUGCGUGUAGUACAGUUAUUUCAAGUGUUCUGUACAUUAGAUUUGCCCCACUGUUUUGACAGAUCGAAAAUGAAGAGACAAACACUUGAAAUUGAUUUUGUUUUGAUUUGAUGGGUCAAAGUGACAGCCGCCAACGAAGGAUGUGCUUUUAGACGACAAAAUGGAGGACGGGAGUUUGGACGAAUCAUCGUGCUUAUUUGAUUCGUUCCGAUUUCCGCUUUAUAUAAAGAAUCUUCUAAUCGUAUUUCGAGCACACCCGAACAACAUCCCGUCCGUUCUUCAAUUACUGGUCAGUUUCAAUUUGGCCUCAAUUUCGACGGAAGACGAUACGACUGUUGUCCAGUACAAGCAUUUCAACGAGCUGGGACCAUUUUUGGCAAGUUUUCAGAGCAACCAGACGAGCAGCGGGACGAGACGAUCCAAGAAGUCCACCAAUCCUUCUGCAAACCAGAACCGGAGUCGGCGAUCGACAUCGACCAAAGUGCUUCAUCUUGUCCGGAUAAUUCAUCCAUGGAUUCCAACAUCAUCGCUCGCUGGCCGCUCCCAUCAGGCUUGGAGAAGGAGGACGUUAAAGGAGUUGAUGUUCAAGGCAAUGUUUCUAUUGCUCAACCGUCAGGAUAGCACGCCGCUUCUUCCACUACCGUGCUGACGGCCAUUCCUUCUGCUGCCGGCACUUCACCGGCCGUAUCGCUGGCCACUGG
Molecule: messenger RNA, 837 nt
Organism: Culex pipiens pallens (northern house mosquito)
Lineage: Eukaryota; Metazoa; Arthropoda; Insecta; Diptera; Culicidae
Exons: 6
Coding region: 297-785 (162 amino acids)
Source: RefSeq, a predicted model, not a curated record